This is a messenger RNA of Cottoperca gobio, 4003 nucleotides long. It is a transcript of the gene arb2a, whose product is annotated as ARB2 cotranscriptional regulator A. Gene Ontology annotation, molecular function: siRNA binding. The transcript is spliced from 11 exons. The record is from RefSeq and is a predicted model, not a curated record. Gene Ontology annotation, biological process: regulatory ncRNA-mediated heterochromatin formation. Gene Ontology annotation, cellular component: nucleus. Lineage: Eukaryota; Metazoa; Chordata; Actinopteri; Perciformes; Bovichtidae. Bases 344 to 1612 code for a protein of 422 amino acids.
AAUUAAUCCAGUUGUUGCACGUGUGCAAAGUUGGGCGGAUACACGGCUGCUAACAGUUACACGUUUCAUAGCAAUACUGUUGACACAUAGUUUUAGUUAGCUGUUCAUGCUGCGUGUUAUUACAGAGUGAAUGAACACUGCUCCGUUUUAUUUAGUCAGCUAUACACUUGUAGCCUGUGCAGGAGUUUAGUAUUCAACAGUACGUUUGAAUGUUUUGGCUCACUGCCACCUUUUACAGGUGCAACACGCUUUGUGGCAAAUACCUUCAUGGUGUGUAGUAAAUACAGAAGGGACUCAUUAUUUGACAGGGUGCAUCUGAGUGAUAUUUGGGAGGAGAGGACCCAUGAUCUCUCAUCUUUGUGCUGCCACACUAGCCCUGUACAUAUUGUGGAUCAUAAUGGCCCAGAUAGCUGGUCAGGAGGACAGAGAGAAAACUACUGCACUCAAAGAUUUGCUGUCAAGAAUAGACUUGGAUGAACUGAUGAAGAAAGAUGAACCUCCUUUCACUUUCCCCAAAACACUGGAGGAGUUUGAAUACGCCUUCAAUGAAUAUGGCCAGCUCAGAGACUUAAAAACUGGAGAACCCUUUGUAUUCAAUGCCAGAGAGGAUCUCCACCGCUGGAACCAGAAACGCUAUGAAGCUCUUGGAGAGAUCAUCACGCAGUAUGUUUAUGAGCUGUUGGAGAAAAAGUGCAACAUGACCAAAGCAAUCCUGCCAGAAGAUCCUACAGAAGAUGAACCCACCAGUUUUAUCUACCUGAGCCCAGAUGCCUUGUCCAACCCUUCUAAGCUGCUGGUGCUGAUCCAGGGCAGUGGUGUGGUGCGUGCCGGUCAGUGGGCCCGGAGACUCAUCAUCAACCAGGACCUGGACUCAGGGACACAGAUCCCCUUCAUCACCAGAGCCAUGGAGGAGGGCUACGGUGUGAUGGUGCUCAACCCCAAUGAGAACUACCUGGAGGUGGAGAAGCCAGCCAUGUCCUGUCCCCUGCCCUCUCCUACUGAGCCCUCGGACGAACCCGCUGAAAAGAGGGAACGCAAAGAUGAUAAAGAGGGCAAAAAGAAGAGAGAAUUUUAUGAGAAGUAUCGUAACCCACAGAAGGAGACGGAGACUGAGCGGAUCCCUAUACGGGAAAAUGGUUCCUCCGAGGAACACGUGCUGUAUGUGUGGGACCACUUUGUGUCCAAAGCCGAAGCCAAGAAUGUCUUCAUUAUGGCCCACAGCUACGGAGGGCUGUCUUUCGUUGAGCUGAUGAAUCAGAGGGAAAUGCAGGUGAAGAACAGAGCGUGUGCUGUGGCUCUGACUGACUCGGCUCACAACAUCUGGCUACAGGAGACCAGCAAAGGCACACAGGACUGGAUGCAGCAGCACUGUUGCAACUGGGUAUCGAGUCCGGAGCCUGUGGACACACUGCUGGAUCCCAUGCUGCCAGACUGCCCCAGGGUCUCUGCAGGCACCGAGCGGCAUGAGCUGACCUCCUGGAUGAGUUUCGACUCCAUCUUCAGGUUCUUCAGUAAAGGCCUGGAGGCGAAAGAGGAUGAGGAGGCGGAGGAGACCUCCAACACUGUUACCACACGCAGCAGCUCCCUCAAAAACAAACACCAAGAUUUGUAGAAGACCGACAAAAAUGACUUGGAACAAGAGGAGAGGGAGGUGGGUGGCAAGGGAUCAGAGGCGGGAAUGCAGAAAGGGAGGCUAAGGUUCCAGAUCCUCUCUGCUAUUUUUUUCUUUUUUUGCCUCCCUUAUCGUCUGUAACCUCCCUCCAUCCUUCUCUCCUCACUCUUCUCCCCGAGUGUCAUUUCUCCCUUCCAGCCCUCCCUGGGUGUGCACACACACACACACACACACACACACACACACACACAGCCUUGUUGUUGUAGGAGACAAGAGUACAGGGUCACCAUGUAUACAUCACAAUAACGUUUUGCAUUACUUCUAGAUGAGUGCAACUGUCAAAGCAAUAUGGGCCUGAGUGUUAGCGCUUCCCGUGGGCUGUGGCCUGGCUGCGGGUACGGGCCACGGCAGCAGAGAUUAAGGCUGACAGGCGCUGUGCACAAUGCACUGUGGUGCACCUCUAAUUGUCCUGACAUCAGCCUGAACUGAGCUAAUGCCCCGCCUGCCCUCCAGUCUGCACUGCUCAGUCUCCCCGUCCUCUCCCUCUCCCCCCCUGGUCCUAAAGCCCGUGCUGCUUACCCUGACAUCAGCUCAUGCUGUAUGGUAUCCUCUGCUAAGGUACGAUAACAUUUCAACCUGAUCGGUGCCCAUCUUCUUAUUUUUUUUCAAUCCUUAUCCACCACAAAUGUUUUUUUUUUCCAAAAAGGUGAACACAUACUCUUUACUGGUGACCAAUUGUUUUGUUUUAACAAAGGGUGUUUGUGUUUUCACUUCUUCAUUCUCUAACUCCUCCGCACAUGCAGUCAGCUUUUAAACUGGAGUUCUCUCAUUCAGCUUUGUGUAAAAUGUGGUUCAAACCCGUGCCAUGUAUUUCUGACAUUGCAAUGAGAGAGCAAUAAGAGAUAUCUUUUAUUGUUGUUCUUCUCAACUUUGAGCUACAUGUGAAUGCAAUGUCUCAUACAACAUAUUCACACUAUUUUAUUUUUAUUUUAUAUUAAGCCAAUACUUGAGCUGUAAGUGUUUACUUUAGAACAUCUCCAGGUUUGAUUUGCAAAGCUGUGGAGAGUCCGUAUCUAUGUGUUUAUUAUAAAUAUAUGUUUUGUUUUUUUCUCCAUUCGAUAUCCUUGAAAUUGAUGUUUCUGGAUGAUUGGAUGUGAUGAAACAAAUAAAACAAACACAUCUGUGCUGAAUAUGAAAAAUUCAGGACACUGAGAAUAUUUAAAAUUACUUAAAGUCAAGCAUCAAAAUGGGUUUGAGGGAUAUCUCAUUUUAACAGGAGCCAGAAGUCAGCUCACAACACUCAUAAAGCCUCAAUAUAUCACCUUACACGUGUCAGGAAAUUCAAGAUUUCAAUAUUAUUCUAAGCCUGAAUGAUAUUUCCUUAGAUGUUGGAGAAAUGUAACAUAUCUAUUUUUUCCCCUUUUUCCCUCCCACCAAAGUACUCUCUUCUUGUGUACUUAAAAGUGACAAAGUCAGCUCCCUGCUCAGCUGCACAUAAUCUGACUAUGUGACACAAACAUGAUAAAAAAUCUCCACGAGGCUGGUGUGCUUUAUAAACCACUCAAGGCUUAAUGGAAUACAUUUCUAAUGUGUCAUGACAUUAGUAAAAACUCAAACCGGAUACUAAAUCUUACGAUACCUUAGACACAUUCUCAAAUAUAUACCUUUUUUUUUUUUUUUACUUCAAGUAGUUUCCAUUGUUUAACUUUUACACUAUUAAAUCCUUCCUCUCCUGCCACUGUGUGUAUGGUUUAAGGCUUUUGUGGAUUAUCUUUGUGCUGUAAUGAGACAACUGUGGCUGAUGGUUGCAGGCCUAAUUUCCCUUUAAUUUGAUUCAGAUCUCUCCAGGUUUCAGCAAAGAAGUUGCUUUAUUAUUUGAUUUGAUGACUUUCGUUUCAAGAUACCAUUGCUCAUCUUGUCUGCUUUUCAGCUACAAUCAGUUCAUUUUUUUUUAUUUCAUAAUUUGUAUAUUGUUGCCUUAGGAAUAAACAAGACUGUGUUCACUGUUUUUAAUAAUAUCGAGCAAGCCAUAUGUGAAUGGAACUAAAGAUGUAAGAGCAGCCUAAAUUCGAAGCACAGUCUGCAAAUAAAAGGGGACUAAUUUUGACAAUUGCUCUUGAAGACUUCAUUUUUUUUGCAGAUGGUUUAUAUGUUGUAUUGGUUUAAGGAACAAGCAUAUUUUGUUUAAUCGCAUAAUUCUUUGGAUUUUUCUGAAACCGCGAGUGUCCCGUCUGAUCACAUGUUUCUUAUAUUGUCAAAUGUUUGUCUCAUUCUCUUUUGAUCCAUUUUGGUUUUAAACGACUGUCUUAAAAAAUGUUUUUUAAAGUUGAUUUAAUUUUUUGUAAUUAACCUCUUAAAGCUGUCGAAAGCAAAUACAAAUGAACUUUUGCA